Molecule: messenger RNA, 954 nt
Organism: Megalopta genalis
Lineage: Eukaryota; Metazoa; Arthropoda; Insecta; Hymenoptera; Halictidae
Source: RefSeq, a predicted model, not a curated record
UGUAAAGAUUUAUUAUACUGUAAGAAACACUUUUAUCGUUCAAUAAUACUUAUUAAAAGAGAUAAAUGAUAUCGUGCAUUAAGAGUUACAUAAGGCCCAUAUUGUCCAGCACUACGUUUGUUUUUGAUUUUGAGAGAAUAUUUUAUACCACCAUGGUGAAGUAUUUAAAUCAGCAGGAAAGUAUCAACAUUGACAAGGAUUUAUUUGAAAAGUAUAAAUUCAGCGUAGAUCAAUUAAUGGAGCUUGCUGGACAGAGUUGUGCGUUUGCCAUUGCUCACAAUUAUACGUCAUUAAAAAAUUCUAAGGAGAAAAUUCUUGUCUGUUGUGGACCAGGAAAUAAUGGUGGCGAUGGACUUGUCUGUGCUAGACAUUUAAAACAAUUUGGAUAUAGUCCAGAGGUCUAUUAUCCUAAAAAAACAGAUAAUACGCUGUAUCAGAAUUUGUUGUUUCAGUGCACUGAGAAUGAUAUUCCAUUGAUGGAGAGCAAUUUAGAAGAUUUUGCUCGAACAAGGUUGUCUGAAUUUGGCCUUAUAGUAGAUGCUUUGUUCGGAUUCAGUUUUAAACCACCUGUAAGAGAAUUGUUUAUUCCAAUUGUCCAUCUGAUGAUAAAUACAACUCUACCCAUCUGUAGUAUAGAUAUACCAUCAGGUUGGGACGUUGAAAAUGGACCACCCACAAGUGGUGGAAUAAAACCAGAAAUGCUGGUUUCGUUGACAGCACCAAAGAUGUGUGCUACAAAAUUUCAAGGAAAAUAUCAUUAUUUAGGUGGACGAUUUGUACCCAAAAAGUUAGAAAAAAAAUACGAUCUUAAUUUACCAGAGUACCAGGGAACCGAUUUAAUUGUUCCUUUGCAUUUACUAAAAUAAAUACAACUAUCGUAUCAUUUUGUAAGCAAUACUUUUAUAUUUGCUUGUAAUAUAAAAUAUAAAAUAUAUGAAAUAUAUGUAUACGUUA